CUGUCUGUACCUUAACCAAAGCUUUGAUAUAAAUUAUAAACCCAAUGCAGGCCAUUCCACCUCAGACUCUCCCCCUGCCCCCUCUUCCAGUUUUUAAGUUUUAGUAGAUCCUCCCUGCUCGACAAUCUAACACUACUUAAGCCAAACCUCUCAAGCUUCUUGAUUCAAACUCACUCAAAUUUCAAAGCAAAAAUCUAGUGAUUGUUCUCCUUUUUUGCGGGUUUCCUUGUGAGUUAUGGAUAUAAGCUUUUGUUGCUUUCAGACUUUCCACAUUACAUUAUUUCCCAUCACAAAUUUUUUGCAUGAUAAGUCAUAGAUCAAACUGAAACUCAUGACUGAGGUUUCUCCUCCCAAAGACAUCAUCUUUUAAGCUUAUUGGGAUCCCUCAAAAGUAAAGCUAGGAUAAGAGCAUAGGAGUUGGCAAUUAUUGUGGUGGUUCAAACUUACGUCUUUUGCUUCCAACUGAGCCAUUUUCUUCUUCCUCUACCUCUAGGGUUAUGGAGCCUUUAUGGACACCCUCCUCAUCUUCCUCUGCUCUCCAGGGUGAGAAGCCAGUCAUGGAGUAUGAGUAUGUUAAUGGAGGAGAUGAUGAUUUGGAUGGAUCGUGUCAGCCAGCAGGUGUAAAGAAAAGGCGGCUAUCGACGACUCAAGUUGAGUUUCUUGAGAGGAGCUUUGAGGUUGAAAACAAACUGGAAUCAGACAGGAAAUUGCGGCUAGCAAAAGAACUUGGGCUCCAGCCCCGGCAAGUAGCUAUUUGGUUUCAAAAUCGGCGUGCUCGAUCUAAGAACAAACAACUGGAAAAAGACUAUGAUUCACUCAGAGCUACCUUCGAUAAGCUCAAGGCUGACUUCGACAAUCUCCUUAAGGAGAAAGAUGAUUUAAAAAAUCAGGUGCUUACACUCAAAGAGAAGCUGCUUAUUAAAGAGACAGGGAUGGAAAAUCUGGGAUCUGUCGAAGCCAUACAUUCGUCCAAUGAUGAACCUCAAAAACCCAAUCCAGAUGCAUCCCAUGUGCCAUUGCUGGCCUGUAAACAGGAAGAAGCAUGUUCGGCUAAAAGUGAUGUUUUUGACUCGGACAGCCCACACUAUCCCGAUGGCCAUGGGUAUCAUUCCUCAUUCAUAGAGCCUGCGGAUUCCUCUAACGUUUUCGAACCGGAUCAAUCAGACGAAGAAGAUGAUCUCAGCAAAAGCCUUCUGCAUCCACCAUUGUUCUUCCCAAAAUUCGAUUGUUACUAUGAUGCACCUGCCACUUCUUGUAAUUUUUCAUUACCGGUGGAAGAUCAGUCGUUUUGGUCAUCACUUUACUAAGUUAAUCGUUUCCCCACACCUUAUAUUAUAUCUAGGAUACCUGCUCCUGCUAUUCCUCCCCUCUUCUUAGUACUCCAGUUGUAAGCAAAGCAAUAUCUUAUGAAGAUCAGAUAUAAACAUCAUGGUGCCGUAAAA
Messenger RNA from Gossypium arboreum, 1442 nucleotides. RefSeq names its product homeobox-leucine zipper protein HAT5. Gene Ontology annotation, molecular function: sequence-specific DNA binding; DNA-binding transcription factor activity, RNA polymerase II-specific. NCBI's taxonomy places the organism in Eukaryota, Viridiplantae, Streptophyta, Magnoliopsida, Malvales, Malvaceae. Gene Ontology annotation, cellular component: nucleus. The record is from RefSeq and is a predicted model, not a curated record. Gene Ontology annotation, biological process: positive regulation of DNA-templated transcription. Bases 498 to 1307 code for a protein of 269 amino acids. The transcript has 3 exons.